AAGGUAGCAUUCAAGAUGGAUAUCAAGAAAAAGACCUUCUUGGAUAACUUUAAUCUGAAAGCUACGUUUGCCAACCUGAAGAAGCCGGGGAAGAAGAACUUGAGGCGGGGAAGGAAGCUGGCCCAUCGGCGCAGUAUUUCUGUCCCAGACCUAAGGGCUCCUGACAGCCACCUGGUGUCUCCUCGCUAUGAUUCCAGGUCCUAUGGUAUCGCCGCUGGUCUGAGUGAUACUGAUUCUAUUGCAAGUGGCUCGAUUGCCGAUGGAUCACUUUACGCAGACAAACUGAAUGAUUCAGUCUCCGAAAGUAGACUCAGAGUCCCCGUUGGUCGCAUAGAAGCUGCUUUGAAUAGAAUGAGUGCACCGGUGGGAUUAAACGUUUAUGAGGAAACUGAUGGUAUGAUUAAUGUGGGCUCACAGAAUACCGGGAACCUUAUUCCAGAAGGCCUGUAUGCACAAGUAGAUAAAAGACCCAAGGUGAAUCCACCUAGAUUUAAUUUGGACCCUAUUCCUACACCGAGGUCUUUUUUUCCCAACCGACUUUCACCAAGUCCAAACCUUGGGAAGAGAUGGAGUCUCUCUGGUGAAGACAACCCUGCAGUGCAAUCGGGUGCUGUUGAUGCACUAUUGCCCAGGGCGAGCUCAAUGGGAGACCAAGUAAACCCAUACAAAGAACAGAGUGCCACAUCGUCUGAGUAUAGAAAGCCACCUUCUGAAAAGGGAACUCAUCCAGCAAUCAGAGCAAACGCUCCCGCAGCUGCGUCUCUGAUAUUAGAUAACCUGUGCACUCCUGUGGAGAGUGCUGAUGGCAACUCGUUGGACUCUGCCUGUGGCAGUACCACUGAGGAGCAAGUCAACAUGCCCUGGACGACAGACUCGGAGGAACUGGACCGAGAACUCUGCGUUCCUUUUUUUAUGAGAGACUUUACUGUCGAAGAGGCUCUGCUAGAACAAGCCCAAUCUGAAGAGACCCUGGAAGAACCAACAGAGAUGUCCAGUGAACCGUGGGAUUUCUUUGAUGAAAAUCAAGAUCUUCUGGAAAACCCUUGUGGUUUGUCUCCAAUGCAGGUUUUGUCAGCAGGGCCUGACGUCCAAACGCCUGACCCGUGUCAGAGAUACCUCCUGAACAUCAACCUUAAGAAUGGAAGGAACCUGGUCAUCCGAGACAAGCGCUCCGGGAGCAGUGAUGCUUAUGUGAAGCUCAAACUUGAAGGAAAACAUUUCUAUAAGAGCAAAGUGGUUUAUAAAUCCCUGAGUCCACGGUGGAACGAGUCCUUCUCCCAUCCUCUCCGAGACAAAGAGCAUGCCGUGGACGUUCGGGUCUACAAUAAAAAACGGACCGCUGACGAGUUCAUGGGUUCCAGCACUAUAAUUCUGACCAAUCUUGAAUUGUACAAAACCUAUGAAAUGGAGUUGCAGCUUGAUGAUCCAAAGAGUAAAGAGGAUGACAUGGGAGUCAUACUUGUUGACGUCUGCUUAAUGUUUCGAGACGCCACCAUCAAGAGAAGCCCUAAAUGGCCACCAAGGAAGAAUAAGCAGAUCCAGGCCACACCAUCCCCGCGGUCAGUGGAGGUGCAGAGAACUCCGCUGAAGAACCAGAUGUGGACUGGGGUGGUUGCUAUCACCUUGGUGGAGGGACAGGACCUGCCGCAGUAUGGCCAAGGGGACAUUUACGUCCGCUUUCGUCUCGGUGAUCAGAAGUACAAGAGCAAGAACAUUUGCGUUCAGGCCAAUCCACAGUGGAAAGAGCAGUUUGAUUUCAAUCAGUUUGAAGAUAACCAGGAACCUCUGCAUGUGGAGAUGUUCUCCAAGAGAGGGAGGAAGGGUGAGGAGUCAUGGGGGAUGUUUGAGAUUGACCUAUUGAGACUUCAACUUAAUGAGAGGCAGCUCUACACUCAUGUGCUGGACCCAGCAAAGGGCAGGCUGGUGUUACUGGUCACCCUUAGACCCUGCUGGGGAGUCUCCAUCUCUGACAUUGAAACCGCUUUCUUGGAGAAGGCUGAUGAGAGAGACGCCGUAUUGGAGAGAUUUAGCUUAAAGAACUCACACAAGUGUGUGGGAGAGGUUGGCUUCCUUCAAGUCAAAGUUGUAAAGGCAAAUGAUAUUCAUGCCACAGACCUCAAUGGAAAAAGCAAUGCUUUUUGUGUCGUUGAGCUCUGUAACAGCAAACUUCAAACUCACACAAUCUACAAGACCCCCAACCCGGAUUGGAACAAAGCCUUUACAUUCCCAAUAAAAGACAUUCAUGAUGUGAUAGAGUUCACUGUCCUUGAUGAAAAUGGAGACAAAGCCCCAAACUUUUUAGGAAAAGUGGCCAUUCCCUUACUGACUGUUCAGAAUGGGCAGGAGAUAUGCCUGUUCCUAAAGAAAGAAGACUUGGUCAAUGGAUCCAAAGGAACCCUCACACUGGUGCUGGAAGUGAUCUACAACAAAGUCAGAGCUGGUAUCAAAUCCUUCCAACCAAAGGAGACGCAAUUAAUGGAGGAAAACCAGAAGUUCUCCAAAAAGGUUCUUGCCCGGAAUAUAUGUCGGGUUCGAAAAAUCAGCACAGCAGUUCUGUACACGUUACAGUACAUUAAAAGCUGUUUUCAGUGGGAGAGCACGCAACGGAGUCUAAUAGCCUUUCUGAUCUUCCUUGUGACCGUGUGGCAGUGGGAGCUCUUCAUGCUGCCCCUCUUCCUGCUUCUGCUCAUUGGCUGGCACUACUUACAGCUCACUGCGUGGAAAGCCAGCUCCAACCAGGACCCGGUGAACACGAGCAUGGGUGAAGACGAAGAGGAAGACGAAAAGGAAUCCGGAAAAAAGGGUUUGAUGGAUAAGAUACAUAUGGUGCAGGAAGUAGUGCUGGUUGUCCAGAACCUUUUGGAUGAAAUCGCGAACAUCGGAGAGCGAAUCAAGAACAUAAUCAACUGGUCUACCCCCUUCUUGUCGUGCCUGGUCUGCUUGGUGCUGUUUGUGACAACAUCUCUGUUGUAUUUCAUCCCACUGCGAUACAUUGUGCUGAUAUGGGGCGUUAACAAAUUUACCAAGAAGCUGCGCAACCCAUAUACUGUUGACCAUAAUGAAAUACUGGAUUUCCUCAAGAGGGUGCCUUCUGAUGUUCAAAAGGUGCAGUACAGCGCGCUGAGGGCGCCCAGCAGCCAGAGCCAGCCGCGGAAGAAAAGGUAAGCGCGGCGGGAUGAGAGGCUGCUCUGCUGGUGAAUACGCUACGACGCGGUCCACCUGAGAACAAUGCUCCGGUGCCAGCAGAGCCCAUGACCCAUGAGCACCCCCCCCCACACCAUCCUCACUCUGCCCCCUGCCUCUGAGGGGCAGCCGGCCUGCUCUCUGGCUUGUGUGUUGGCCGCCCCCCUGACAGAAGCUGUGAACUGCAGCAGCUAGAAGGGCAGCACAUGGCGCUGUCAAUCACCAGCCCGGAGGUAAAGAAAAGAGAGCCAAAUAAUUUAGAAAAGGAAUACAAAUCGCCGGGUUUGGUUUACCUUAGACCUCCACUGUUUUGCUUCUUUAAAACUAUUUUUUUUAAAUUCUGAACUUUUAAACCUGAGAAAUUUGCUUACACAGUUAAUUUAAUAUAACCAUAACUGUUUAUGGAAAAUAAACCAUGGAAAUGUUCUUUUAUUACCUGUGAUAAUGCAAUACAAAAUCAAAAGUUCAUAUAUCGCAAUUGAUUUUAAAGUUAUACUCACAAUAUGUUUCUCGCACACUUAACAUAUUAGGACAGAGUACUGAAUGCUAUUCUUUUUGUGGUAUGGUUUUAAUGUAUAUAAUAUAAUUCUUUCUGCUUUCUUAUUUUUUUAAUGUUCGCAGCAAAUAUGUAUUUAUGUACUGCAUGUGUUUUUAUUGCAAGCUGACUUUUUAUGUAACUAAUAUGUUAGACUGAUUAAUUAGAGUUUUAUUUUCACUCCGUAUCUUGUUUUCUUCAUCAAAUGGAGAAUUCUCAGCAAUCCUAAGUAAACAAUCUUGAUCAGUUUGA
Messenger RNA from Pseudoliparis swirei, 3970 nucleotides. RefSeq names its product multiple C2 domains, transmembrane 2a (gene mctp2a). The record is from RefSeq and is a predicted model, not a curated record. Gene Ontology annotation, cellular component: synaptic vesicle membrane. Gene Ontology annotation, molecular function: calcium ion binding. The coding region runs from base 16 to 3165 and encodes 1049 amino acids. NCBI's taxonomy places the organism in Eukaryota, Metazoa, Chordata, Actinopteri, Perciformes, Liparidae. Gene Ontology annotation, biological process: regulation of neurotransmitter secretion. The transcript has 22 exons.